AUGUCCGUCGUCGUCGUCGAUCGCUCCGCGUACGUCUUAGUGUUGAACGCGCGUAAACUGAACGACUGGUACGACGUGCGUCACAACGUCGUCCGUCGACGCGUCGCCUUGAGCGUCGUCGACGGAAACGCGAGCGGUGCACAAAGAUUCGUUUUGAUCGCUCGGGAUCACCACGUUGACAUCGAUUGGCGCGUAGGCGACGUGUACUACGUCUCGUGCGCGAGGUGCGUGACGGGCGAGCGCGCGAAGACGGUUUCGGUACAAUCGGAGUCGACGGUUCGACGAGCGGCCACGGCGGAGGAGGUGAUCAGUGGUGGCGGACUCUUGGGGGCGGCGUUGAAGCGCGCGCGAGAGCGCGACCGCGGCGGAUGGUUCGGCGACGCGAGAGUGGAUAACGCGAUGGCGUUGAUGCGAACUGUGCGCGCGGUAAAAUCGAAAGGGUUGAUCGAGCUCGUGCGCGUGGCGACGGAGCGAAGGGAGGUGAACAGAAGAGAGAGCUUUGGAUCAGCGACGUACACGGAUUCAGAGCGAUUGGAUCCGAGAGAGCGAACGCGGUUACACUUUUUGGGUAGGGUGACACGAGAGGAGGUGCGUAGGUCGUCGUGGAGACCAGAGGGGCGACUAAGCUUUGGAGAUGAUGAGAGUGAUGGAGAACAGUACGCGCGCAGAGUGGUUUGGGCGAGGCAGACGAAAGGCGGACGUGAGACACGGAUUCAUCUUCCUCCAGCGAAGGACGCGACGGAACGCGCCAGAGCGUCGAUCGUUGGGGAUGUUUUGGACGUCCGGAACGCCAUUGUACGAUGGAACGCGAAUACCGGGACGUGUGAGCUGGUGUGCGACGCGAGAAGAUCGACUUGGCGCACGCUCGGUGAAGACGAUUCUCGCAGAGCGGAGGUCAUCGCUCGGGUGCCGGAAUCAGAGUUUUCUCGCGAGCUCCCGUUCAGUGAUUUGGCGAGUGCGAUGCGUGGAGAAUUUACCCUUGGCAACGUUUCUUCGUUGAUUAUUGUCUUCGAUGCAACAGUAAAGUGGUUGGAAGUGUGCGCCGACGGUGCAAACACGAGGAGACGUGUACCUCCCGCGCUCGUCGCAUCUGACGUGCCCAGAAUGACUUGCUUCGCGUGCGACGCGUGUUCUCGAGAGCUCAACGCCGACACGAACGGUGUGUACAAAUUGUGUCAUUGUGACGAGAGUGGUCGGGGAGUGUUCACCUGGCGCGAGAUCACGCUUGGUCUGCAGAGUGGAGACGACGACGAUGAACGCGUGGUGGAAGCGCGAGUACUUGGAGACGUUGCACAGAAGCUCUUGCUGAACGUCGACGCCGGCACAGUGCUCGGGAAAGAUUCGAGCGCGUUAACGAUCGAUUACCCAACGAUCGUUUGUUGCGCUGUGAACGCGCUUGCCGUCGGGCGCCGCAACCGAACGCUGCGAUGGAGCGCCCGUUUUCCAGUUCUCGACGAAAAUGGCAUCCCAAGACGAAACGGGAUCGAUCUAGUGAACUUUGAAAUCUAG
Molecule: messenger RNA, 1509 nt
Organism: Ostreococcus tauri
Lineage: Eukaryota; Viridiplantae; Chlorophyta; Mamiellophyceae; Mamiellales; Bathycoccaceae
Product: unnamed product
Exons: 1
Coding region: 1-1509 (502 amino acids)
Source: RefSeq, a predicted model, not a curated record